Molecule: messenger RNA, 1907 nt
Organism: Leptinotarsa decemlineata (Colorado potato beetle)
Lineage: Eukaryota; Metazoa; Arthropoda; Insecta; Coleoptera; Chrysomelidae
Gene: Larp7
Product: La related protein 7
Biological process (GO): RNA processing
Cellular component (GO): ribonucleoprotein complex; nucleus
Molecular function (GO): RNA binding
Source: RefSeq, a predicted model, not a curated record
AACUAUUCUGUGUCAAUAGUUGUGUUUUGUGUUUUAUUUUGUUAUUUUGUGAAUUUGAAAAUAACCUCCUUCGUUCUUCUGAAUUCUUAUAUUUACUAAUAUUUUCUAUUUCUAACUGCAAAAUAUGGGUGAAGGAGAAUAUGAAUUAGCCGGAACUUCCAAAAAAGGCAGACAGCGAAAGAAACAGCUUUAUAACCGAAUAUUACAGCAAAUGGAAUUUUAUUUUAGCAACUCUAAUCUCACCAAAGAUAGAUUUAUGUCUCAACUCCUAAAGGAAGAUCCUUAUGUUAACCUAAAAAUCUUCAUGGAUUUCAACAAAAUCAAAAAACUCAACUGUACCAUAGACGAUAUUCGUAAGGCAAUCAGCAAAUCCAAAAUAAUAGAACUCUCCGAAGAUAAAGAAAAAAUCCGCCGUAUCACGCCCUUGGUCACUAAGGAAAAUGUUGACGAAUGCACCAUUUACGUAGAAAAUAUAAAACUGGACGCCGACCACGAAUGGCUCACUCAGCUGUUUUCAGACUUUGGGAAAAUCGAUUACGUUUCGAUACCCAAGUAUAUGAACAACAAGGGUAACAAAGGAUUCGCUUUCAUCGAAUUUGAGAAAGAAUCCGAUGCUAAGAGCGCCCUCGCUUUCUUUGAUAGCAUCGGUUGUAAAAUGCCCUCAGAAACCAAUCCGGAAGACUUGAGAAGUAUAAAAACUUUUGAAGCUCAAGAUAGUGUGGAGCCGGCUGUGAAUAGAAUAACUAAGUUUGAAGAGAUGGAUGGAGACGAUGUUGGUGUGACGGAAGAAAGUGACUCAUAUGAGAAAGAUAGUGGUUCGAGGAAGAGAAAGUUGUCUGAAGAAGCAGAUGAGGUUGCCAAAGAAGCUCCAAAGGUGAGUGGAUCCAAAUCAAAGAAAAUUAAACUAUUAGUGGAAAAUAAUGGGCAUUCAGAAAAGAAAGAACAAAACGACGAUGAAGAAAGACAAAUCGAUGAAAACAAAGGAGAAAUUAGGAAAGCUGAGGAAGAAGAUGCAAAGGCAGAAACUCGGAAUGAAACAAUUGAAGGUGGAGACACGGAUAGUAAAAGAAAGAGUAAGAAGCAGAAGAAAGACAAGAAGAAGAAUUACAUCAAAGAGCUUGGGCUGCAGGUUUUAUCAAAAUUCGAAUGGAAAAAAAUGCGGAAUCGCUAUCUGGAUUUGCAGAGGAAGAAGAUGAGAGAGUUCAAGCAGUACCUCAACAGACAGAAGUUUUCUGCGAAAGGACACAUACGAACAAAAGCUCUAAAAGAAGAAGCUGGUCAGUUGGUGGAAGAGAUGCCCCAGAGAGAGGAGGAACCCGUAAAGUUGGAGUACGUUCCUGGUGUUAUAGUCAAGUUGAAGUUGGCAGAACCUUGCAUGGAUGCCAAAAAGUUGAAGAACGAAAUCAAAGCCUUCUCAUCGGAGGUCAAGUACGUGGACGUUCCCUUACCGGCUGGCAGCGAAGAAGUUUUUGUGAGGUUCUCCAACUCGGACAGCGCCAGAGAAUUUACAGACCAAGAUUUUCCAGGGGAGAAAGUAGUAUUGCACAAUGACGAGGAGAAAGUGUAUUGGGAAAAAAUCCAGAACGACAGGAACGUCAAGUUCGCAAAGAGCACAAAGAAACUGAGGGGGAGGAACAAGUUGUUGAAAAAAGCCGAGAAGAAUAGGGCCCAGCAUAUCAAGUUUGAAGAGGGGGAAUGAACGGGUUUUGGAGUUUGUACCCACCAGGAGGUUGAGCUGUUUAUUUUCAAUCUGUUGGUCGUUCAAAAGGGUAAUUUUCUAGGAAGUUACUCGUGAUCCUGCAUUGUAUGAACUUAUGAAGCAAGUACAAAUAAGUUUACUGGCUAGAGUUACUCAGUAUUUUAAGAUUUUUUAGGAAAAACUAUACAUUAUAUGUAAUUGUUGCAAA